Fusarium poae is the source of this 3660-nucleotide messenger RNA. RefSeq lists its product as uncharacterized. Bases 1 to 3660 code for a protein of 1219 amino acids. NCBI's taxonomy places the organism in Eukaryota, Fungi, Ascomycota, Sordariomycetes, Hypocreales, Nectriaceae. The record is from RefSeq and is a predicted model, not a curated record. The transcript is spliced from 4 exons. Gene Ontology annotation, biological process: regulation of DNA-templated transcription. Gene Ontology annotation, molecular function: DNA binding.
AUGGAUGGUUGCGCCUUGCGAAUAACGAGAAGCGGAGCUCAGGAUGCACCAGUGCCACUUAACAUGAUCAAGCUGACACUGUACGUUGAAGCCGCUCAUUGCAUGGCCGGCAUCGAUGAGAUGGAGCAGUUCGUCAACUGGGACAAGGCUAUCGACGCCUUUCAGCAACCCCAGGAUGGCAAUGCUCUGGCUGGUCUGACAGGCGAUGACAACGAGAACAUUGACCUUGUUCUCGCAAAUGUCAGCGAGGAUGAAUUCAGUUUCUGCGCCCUUCAGCACUUCUCGGACAACAACUUCCCUCUGCCAGACAUGCCCACUCAAUCAAUGGACUUCAUGGCGACUGCUGAUGACAUUUCCAAUCAGUUCCAGUGGGAUACACCUCCAUCUCCAUGUAUCAACUGCUCCAUGGCUGGUUUCUCUUGCAAAAAGAUCCGAGAGGGUAUGUACAAGGAUUAUUGUACCACCUGCGUGGCCUUGAAGGUCGACUGCAGUUUCGCCGUUGCACCAAAGUCCAUCAACCCUUCAGCGGCGUCCUUCAACAUCGACCCUUUCUUAUCGUCGGGGCCUGAGAUACCAAGCACACUGCAAGAGGAUGCCCAAGAUGACUCUUGUCAAUCCUCCCGCAAUGCUUCUCGCAACGCCUCUGUUUCUGAUGUAGCCAACAUGGGAGAGACGUUCAGCAACAAGGGAGCAGCUCCCCCUAAAAUCGGAGCACGGUUUUCCCGGGAGUCUGUCCGCAUUCUCAAGAAUUGGCUAUCGACACAUAACCGUCACCCCUAUCCAAGCGACGAGGAGAAAGAGAUGUUGCAGCGACAAACCGGCCUGAACAAGGUACAGAUCACUAACUGGCUUGCGAAUGCACGCCGACGAGGCAAGGUUCAGCCCCCUCGUUCGACAUCACCCCACUACACCAGCUCAUGGUCAGGCCCAAUGGAUAUUCCUCAACGCCGAGGAACACCAGCUCUUGAAGCCAUGAAUCCACUGCAGCGUUGGGAGCACUCUCCUCCUGAGAACGAACCUGCUUCCGUCAGCGCCAUUGCUCGGGCCGUUACAGCAUCGUCUUCCGGUUUGUCAUCUGGAAUAGACAGCCCCUUCAGCUUAAGCUACGCGGACGAUGGCUCGAGUAAAUCAAUAUGCAACCAGUCAUCGAUCAGCAGCUUGGGAACAUCCCACUCUAGCAAUGGUUCUCUUGGAUCGGCCUAUUCACACGGAUCUCGUAACUCAUGGGGAUCAUUUAGCUCAGCUCCGUUCAACAGCCAUGGCCGUCGACGUCGUCGCCGAAGGACUUCAGCAAAAACAGGAAAAGACAAGACAAGCCUCAUGACCCCUCUCAAGACUUUCCAAUGUACAUUCUGUACGGAGACGUUUAGAACCAAGCAUGACUGGCAGAGGCAUGAAAAGUCAUUGCACUUAUCCCUCGAGCGGUGGGUGUGCACUCCCCAUAGCCCAAAGGCCGUCAACCCCGAUACUGGUAUCUUGUCCUGCGUCUUCUGUGGUGACGCCAACCCAGACGAUGCCCAUAUCGAAAGCCACAACCAUUCAGCCUGUCAAGAGCGUACCCCUGCCGAACGGACAUUUUACCGGAAAGAUCACCUUAACCAGCACUUGCGUUUGGUUCAUAACAUCAAGUUUCAGGACUGGUCUAUGAAGUCGUGGAAGGUGGCUACGCCAGAGAUUCGGUCCCGGUGCGGUUUCUGUGGUAUCGUGAUGGAUACAUGGACUAUUCGUGUCGACCAUUUGGCGGAGCAUUUCAAGACGGGUUAUUCCAUGGCUGACUGGAAGGGUGACUGGGGUUUUGAUAAUCCAGUACUCGAAAUGGUCGAGAACUCUAUGCCUCCAUAUCUUAUUCACUAUGAACGCACAUCCCCGUUACCAUACGUAGCCAAUCACUCCCCACCAGAAUCACCUCGCAAUGCCUAUGAGUUGAUUAAGCUGGAAAUGGCUUUCUUCACACGGAACUACCAGGACCAACACGGACGACUACCCAACGACGAAGAGAUGAUGGUUGAAGGCUGUCGUAUUAUUUACGCCAGCGAAUUGCUGUCGUUACAAGGCAUUGCAACGCGCCCAUCCUGGCUUCGUGAUAUCAUCAUGAGCUCCGAAACCCUGCAACAAAAGGCAAGAUUCGGUCCCUUGCGUGGCGCUGCGGAAAACAGGCUGGCAUCACUUAAAAUUAACGGCAAGGACAAUUUGUUCGAGGAGUGCCCCAUGGAGGUACAGCUGCAUGAGUUUGUUAAGGCCAAGAGACUACUGGGCUUAACAGCAAUGGACGAUGAACUCCAGGAUGAGGCUUGUCGCAUUGUUGGACGAGUAGAGGAAGUAUCGACACAUCCAUCGGAAGCCAUUGCCAACUGGCUGAUCCGACUCGCGACAUCGUCUACUAACUGGCUUGCCGCUUUCCGUCGACGUGCACACUUACCACGAAGCGAAGACGUGGUGGACCACAUUUGUCGAUCAAAGGACCCUUCAUCGAUUGACUCGACUAUCCACAGUUACUCACGUCUCGAGCGUGAACUAAAGGACUAUCUUAUUCUACAACGUUCCAUGGGAAUUGAACCCACGGACGACGACCUUCAGCGACAAGCUCGUAUCAUUAUUUAUGAAUUCGAUGACGGUUGGAACCAAACCGCCGCCGAUAAUGCCUCUUGGCUGGAGGGUUUCAAGAACCGCCACCCCGCAGCAAGCGACAGCUCACCUGCCUUUUCUCUCCAGGAUAGCACCAAGUCAACAGUCAGUGGAACCGUUGUUACCGAUGCCACGACCUUGUUCAGCAGCGAAUGCCCCGUACUUAUGGGAUGUGACGACAUGUUCGAUAUGGGCAGUGGUAACAACUGCCCUGGACCUUACUUCCUCAAUGAUGCCAACUGUUACAGGCGAUUGGCCAAAGAGUUGAAACGAUGGGUUGCUGGUACAAUGUCGGUCAAUAAUCCCAAUCGCCAUGUGCCGAGUGAUAAAGAACUCCAGCAUCAGGCCCGUUGGAUUCUUUACGACGAUGAUGAUCCUUGGAACCAGACUGCGGCAGAUAAUGCCGAAUGGCUACAGAGAUUCAAGCGUGAUGCUGGUAUUCUCAAGACAGAUGGCCCUGGCCUCCCAAUGAGCGAUGGCUGGGCACUCGAGUCAGGUGGUUCUGGAUUUGCGCCACCGUAUGCCUGCCCGAAGGCAUCACUCGAUCCUUUCCCCGCGGAUGCCCAGGUGUCCAUGGGUCAAGGCGCCAAGUCCCUCCCAGCAGCUAUUGCAAACAGCUAUCUCGAGAAGCUCACGUCGCAGGCGGCGCGACCGGCCGAAAUUUUCUGCUCUCGCGAAUUGGAGCGUGGUCUCGUCAGCUAUGUUGAAGACCAUGUCGCCUGCAAAGGUACCAUGCCUUCGGAUGCCAUGUUGCAAACUCGAGCUCGACGUAUUCUUGACUCCAGUACCACCCCUGCGGACGAUGUCGACUUGCUGAACAAGUUCAAGGACAUGGUGGCCAAGAAGGUCUCUCAAGUUGAGACUGUACCUGCCAUGCCCAGCAACGUUGACAUCAACCUUUCGGAUGAGGAUGUCAACAAUAUUUUGCAAGACAUGGAUUUUGAAUUUGACGCUCAAGACUUUGGGGGCGUUACUAUGGAAGGGCUGCAAGACACCGGGGGCGUGAGCCUGGAUUUGAUGGGAUUCAAAAACUAG